CCGGCGGCGGCGAGGAUGCGGGCGGCGCGGCGGCUGCCGGUGCUGGUGCUGGUGCUGGGGGCGGCGGCGGCGGCAGCGCGCGGCGGCGGCGGCCCGGCGCCCGUCACCUGCGGCUCCGUGGUGAAGCUGCUCAACGUGCGCCACAACGUCCGCCUCCACUCGCACGACGUGCGCUACGGAUCCGGCAGCGGGCAGCAGUCGGUGACCGGCGUGUCGGCGGUGGACGACGGUAACAGCUACUGGCGGGUGCGGGGCCGCACGGCGGCGGCGUGCGAGCGCGGCGCGCCGGUGCGCUGCGGCCAGGCCAUCCGCCUCACGCACGUCGGCACCGGCCGCAACCUCCACAGCCACCGCUUCACCUCGCCGCUCUCCGGCAACCAGGAGGUGAGCGCCUUCGGGGAGGACGGCGAGGGCGACUACCUGGACGACUGGACCGUGGUGUGCAGUGGGGCCUACUGGGCGCGCGACAGCGAGGUGCGCUUCAAGCAUGCCUCCACCGACGUCUUCCUCUCCGUGACGGGGGAGCAGUACGGGCGGCCCAUUCAUGGCCAGAAGGAGGUGCACGGCAUGGCCUCCCCCAGCCAGAAUAACUACUGGAAGGUCAUGGAGGGCAUCUUUAUGCAGCCCAGCGAGCUGCUGAAGGCGAAGCAGUAUCACGCUGAGCUGUGAUGGACUGGGGUGGAGCCUCCGGGCUCUGCUGUGAGGUGUCAGAGUUGUGGAGUGACUGCCGAAACCCCGGGUGGCCCUGGGGACGGGCCCCAGAGCGGUGCUCGGGGUCUCUCGGUUAUCCUGUCUGUGACGGUCCGCGUUGCCGGGUUUUGCCCCUUGCCCUGGCGCUUGCCGGUCGCAGGCGCCCGGGCGGAGGUGCCGAGACGAAGCAACACGAGAGAAGAGGAGCUGCCAGGUGUCCCCGCCGGUGUCCCCGCAGCUUGGCGCGAGCCUGUUGUCACCGUGUGACCCCUCUGUACCUCCCCGCUCUCGGUAUCGGGGGCCCUGCGCGGGUUUGGGACCAUAAAAGAGCUGAACUCUC
Molecule: messenger RNA, 1030 nt
Organism: Rhea pennata
Lineage: Eukaryota; Metazoa; Chordata; Aves; Rheiformes; Rheidae
Gene: SDF2
Product: stromal cell derived factor 2
Exons: 3
Coding region: 16-669 (217 amino acids)
Source: RefSeq, a predicted model, not a curated record